Messenger RNA from Pneumocystis carinii B80, 843 nucleotides. RefSeq lists its product as hypothetical. The transcript is spliced from 5 exons. Gene Ontology annotation, cellular component: cytosol. Gene Ontology annotation, molecular function: porphobilinogen synthase activity; zinc ion binding. Gene Ontology annotation, biological process: heme biosynthetic process. Bases 1 to 843 code for a protein of 280 amino acids. The record is from RefSeq and is a predicted model, not a curated record. NCBI's taxonomy places the organism in Eukaryota, Fungi, Ascomycota, Pneumocystomycetes, Pneumocystales, Pneumocystaceae.
AUGAUAAUUAUUGAUAUUAGAUGGGGUAUUAAUAAACUUGAAAAAUUUAUAGCACCACUUGUAGCGAAAGGAUUAGCAGCAGUGAUUCUUUUUGGGGUCUUAAAUGGAUCAAAAGAUGUAUAUGGAACAAAGGCAGAUGAUCCGGAAGGACCGGUGAUUCAAAGUAUACGUCUUUUGAAAAAUCGAUUUCCGGGACUUUUUGUUAUAUGUGAUGUAUGUUUAUGUGAAUAUACAUCACAUGGCCAUUGUGGAUGGCUUUAUGAGGACGGAACAAUUAAUAAUAAAGCAAGCGUUCGACGUUUAUCAGAAAUAGCGGUUGAAUAUGGAAAAGCAGGUGCAGAUGCAGUAGCACCUAGCGAUAUGAUGGAUGGAAGAGUUCUUGCAAUAAAAAAAGGAUUAGUAGAAGCGGGUAUAUCACAUAAAAUCAUGGUUAUGAGCUAUUCAGCUAAAUUUGCAUCAUGUUUAUAUGGACCAUUUCGAUCUAUAGCGAAUUCAGCACCUUUAUUUGGAGACAGAAAAUCUUAUCAACUUCCACCUCCAUCAAAAAAACUUGCACAUCGUGCUAUUAAACGAGAUAUUUCUGAAGGGGCUGACUGUAUUAUUAUUAAACCAGCUACAUUAUAUCUUGAUAUUAUUGCAAGUGCAUCUGAAAUAGCAUCUGAUUUAUUAAUUGCUACAUAUCAUGUUUCUGGGGAAUACGCAGCCAUUCAUGCUGCUUCUAAAGCAGGUGUCUAUGAUUUAGAGACAAUUGUUAAAGAAACUUUAAUAUCUUGUCUACGAGCAGGAGCAGAAAUUAUUAUUACUUAUUUUACACCAGAUUGUUUAGAUUGGUUGGAAGCAUAA